Diachasmimorpha longicaudata is the source of this 3138-nucleotide messenger RNA. It is a transcript of the gene PAN3, whose product is annotated as PAN2-PAN3 deadenylation complex subunit PAN3. NCBI's taxonomy places the organism in Eukaryota, Metazoa, Arthropoda, Insecta, Hymenoptera, Braconidae. The record is from RefSeq and is a predicted model, not a curated record. Gene Ontology annotation, molecular function: poly(A) binding; ATP binding; protein kinase activity. The transcript is spliced from 9 exons. Bases 772 to 2586 code for a protein of 604 amino acids. Gene Ontology annotation, cellular component: P-body; PAN complex. Gene Ontology annotation, biological process: nuclear-transcribed mRNA poly(A) tail shortening; protein phosphorylation; mRNA processing.
AUUCACCAGCUGGUGCACGACGCCAGUCGCCGAGCGCUGGAGUCAGACCUAUCUUCGUUGGACGAGGGGUCUGGGGGGACCAAAAGGGAUGCGACGAUCGAAUUGAGGGAGUGUGAUGUACCUACACACCCCUUCACGACUCAGACAGAGAUGAGGAUACUCGAGGCAACGAAGGGAGAGAAACACCAUAAACAACAGGAUCGGAUAGGUUUUUUCGUGGUGGUGGGGAAGGAGAAGGAGAGGAGCACACAUUCGCCUUUGUCUCGUCACUACACCGUCGUAACAAAAUACACUUCUCCAACGGUCAGGCUCAAUUGUUUAUCAGGAAAAUUGUAAUAUCGUUUAUCAUUUGUUUACUCAACUUGUGUACGUCCUGUGUAUGUGUUAAAUGCGAGCGUAAGAGAGAGGGAUUGAAAAAUAAAGAAGAAAAAAUAGCCGAGUAUUUUCGCGCCUCAAAUUGACGCGACGUCACUGACAGAACCAGUACAGGACAGCGUAAAUUGCUGGUUAUGUUGACCCGCGUACCUAAACUCCCGCAUUUCUCACUGAUGUUUUAUUGUUUUUAGUAAUUUUAUGAGUGAUAUUGCUGGUGAGAUCUGACGAAUAUAGCGAGGCAUUGUUGAAGGGCUUUGUUGGAGCCCAUCCGGAGGUAUUCUUGGAUUCCAUGGUUAUUCAGACCUGUUUUUCUACUUUAAUUUUUGAGAAUUUUUUCGUGACUUUUUGAUCGCUAAUUGGGAGUGAGGAGGUGUAAAUGCACAGACAACGGGCAAAAUGGAUCCAUCGAUGUUCGUUGCUUAUACCCCUCAGACAAAUGUAGUUCCCUUGGAGUCUAAACUUGCUACUUAUAUGAAUCGUCAGAGUCCCGCCACGACAUUGAAUGCGAGCACAGUAACGAAGCAUCUGUCAAACUUAUCCCUAGAGUCCAGUAAGAAAGCCGCAGCAAGUCCUGAAUUUGUGCCAGGGCGAGGGCUGACUGGAAGCAAUAGCAGCUCGCCAAACUUAUUUGGUAAUUCUUAUCAUUCCCAGGAGAAUGUGGGAGGUACAACGUAUUUUUAUGUGGGUAAUGCCACUGGGGAUCAAGUUUCCAAUGACGACGGCACUGAAGUUAUUGGUCCAGGGCAGGUAGGUUACGUAUAUCCAGGUACACCGAGCCAUUUGCAAACGGUGAAACCAACAAAAGUAACCCCAUCAAACAGCUCAUCAGCCCCGUCCACCCCGCCACCCCAGGUCAAUCCAAGCUUCUUCGUCAGUGCUAAUCUGCGUAUGGACAUACUACACAAAAAUACCCUGACUCUUACGCAACCUGAUCCCUCACAAUUUCCUGAUUUACCAACUGAAGUUGAUAAUUAUCACGAACUAUGCCCGCUGGAAGCUAUACACAGACCAGCAUCGACUGUCCUUGGGUACCAGACGUCAACGUACAAAGCAACAAGUCUAAAAAAUGGAGUUCGUUACUGUUUACGCCGGGUUCAUGACUUUCGCCUGGGUAACACGAAGUGCAUGGUACUUGUUGACAUGUGGAAGCGCAUAUCGCAUACAAAUUUGGUUCAAUUGCUGGAGGUAUUCACGACCAAAGCCUUCGGUGAUCAUUCCAUGGUAUUCGUUUACGACUACCAUCCUGGGGCUGAGACUCUUCUGAGUAAACAUUUCUCAGCCUCAGAAGUCAAUGGGUAUGCGGAUCCCUUCAUGGCUGAUCCCAGUGCACCACGUCCAUACAGUCAUACCAAGAAUACAAUACUCAGACAACAGCAUAAUAGUAUGUUACCAGAGAGUGUUAUUUGGAGUUAUAUUAUCCAACUUACUGCUGCACUACGAGUUGUCCACGCUGGUGGUGUGGCUUAUCGCUGCUUAGAUCCAACCAAGGUCCUCUUAACAUCACGGAGUCGUUUACGUCUCAGUUGUGCGGCUGUACCUGACGUUGUGACAUUCGAUGGAAAUGCAGCCAAUCCAUUGUCACUCAUCCUUCAUUAUCAACAAGAGGAUUUAAUUGCUCUGGGUAAAUUAGUACUAGCACUGGCCUGUCGCAGUCUACUUGCCGUCCAUCGUGACAACAUCCAAGCGUCGUUAGAACUCGUCGCACGUACCUACUCAACUGAUCUCCGUAAUUUUAUUCUGUACUUGCUCUCUGAUCAAGCACGAAAAAGUGUGACAGACCUGAUGCCAAUGAUUGGCGCACGUUUCUACACGCAACUCGAUGCUGUGCAAUUAAGAUCUGAUAUUCUGGAGAAUGAACUUUCCAAGGAGCUUGAAAAUGGUAGACUCCUCAGGUUACUCGUUAAACUUGCAACAGUGAAUGAGAGGCCUGAACAUAAUAUGGACGUCACUUGGGCUGAAACCGGUGAUCGGUACAUGCUCAAAUUGUUUAGGGAUUACGUGUUUCAUCAGGUCACUGCUGAUGACAAGCCAUGGCUGGAUAUGGCUCAUGUUGUAUCGUGUCUCAAUAAGCUUGACUGUGGUUCACCCGAUAAGAUUUGUCUCAUAUCAAGGGACGAGCAAAGUGUAUUAGUGGUGAGUUACGCGGAAUUGAGACAAUGUAUGGAGAAUUCCUUCGGUGAACUGGUGCAAUCAUCGAAGGAGGCCGCUUAAAUGAAGUAAAUUUAAAACGAAACAAAUCAUCACAAAUCACCACAAGAAAAUGAAAAACAAAGCGGGUUGAAAUGUAAUUCAACAAUGUGAUAUGAACAUUUAGCGGUACUAUUUCAUUAAAAGUUUAUCAGUCUACGAGUUUUGAGGGUGCGAAUUAACACGAAUGAAUUGAAAUAAUUCACGAAGGUUAUUGAACCUUUGUCUCGUCGUGUCAAGUGAUUUUUGCCAAGGAGUCUGAAUAUUUCUCAUUAUUAAUUUUCUUUUUUCAUUGUGUAUGAUAAUAGUACCAUGGCGCGUAAAUAUUAUGAUUAAACAUCACGUUGAGUCAUUCAAUUUAAGGUAAACCUUUAAUGUGAAUUUAAUUGUUGUACAUGACGCGCUGAUAAACGAAAGCAAACACAACAUUCAGAAAAAAAAAAAGGGAAACACUUUUUGGAAACCUACACAGUCAGUGUUAGGAUUAAGGUAUGAGAACGAUGAUAACACAACUGAAAAUUGAAAUCAGCUCGUAAGACAUUCAUUUUGAAAUAAAUGUUUAUUUUUGAAGGCAAA